Messenger RNA from Drosophila eugracilis, 1435 nucleotides. Its product is annotated as carboxypeptidase B. The coding region runs from base 1 to 1323 and encodes 440 amino acids. Lineage: Eukaryota; Metazoa; Arthropoda; Insecta; Diptera; Drosophilidae. Gene Ontology annotation, molecular function: metallocarboxypeptidase activity; zinc ion binding. The record is from RefSeq and is a predicted model, not a curated record. Gene Ontology annotation, biological process: proteolysis. The transcript is spliced from 5 exons.
AUGUGGCAGGGAAUCGUGUGGAGCUUGACUUUCUGCCUCGUCGGAUUGGCUGGUUUCGGCCUCGCCAACAAUCUCGCCGGCUACGAAGGCUACACUAAAUACACAGUCCAACAUGGCGAUGAGAACGCGUUCCGCUACAUGGUCGACCUGCAGACGAAUGAUGCGGAGUUGGACUUUUGGCUGCUGACCAGAAACUCCUCCGUGCUGACAGUUAGUCCUAAAAGGAAGUCCCAGUUCGAGGCACGCCUGUCAAGUCUGGGAGUCAGCUAUGAGAUGCAGCCGCUGAUGGAACUGAUGGCUGCCCUCCAAGCAAAUAGUUCUUAUGCCGAGGAUAGCUACGAUGGGGAAUACGAAGAGUGUCAGCAGGAGGAUUGCUCAGAGGCAGAGCAACCACGUCGUAGGACCCGUCGUCAGGCUCGCGGCUUCUUCUCGCACUAUCCACGUUACCAUGAGGUUCUGAGCUUCAUGAGCGGACUGGCCUCCAGAUAUCCACAGUACUGUCGCUACGAAUCUCUGGGUCGUUCCAAUGAGGGACGUCAUAUUGCUGCUCUCUCCAUUUCCCUAAACAAUCGGGUACGUCAUCGUCGAGUGGCCUACAUCCAGGCAGCCACCCAUGGAAGGGAGUGGAUCACCACACAGACGGUUCUCUACUUGGCCUACGAACUGCUGACCAAUCUGAGGGCGUUUACGAGGGUCCUACAGGAUGUGGAGAUCUUUCUGGUGCCACUUGUCAAUCCCGAUGGCUAUGAAUACACCCACACCACGGAUCGUUUCUGGCGCAAGAACCGUCAUCGUUACGCUGGUCAUGCCUGCUCCGGUGUGGAUAUCAAUCGUAACUUUGGUAACCAUUGGAACUACCAGGGAGCCAGCCAAAACCUCUGCUCGGAGGUUUACUCGGGUACAGCGCCCAAUUCGGAGCCAGAGACCUCGGCCGUGGUGCGAUAUCUGGAAUUCAAUCGAAACCGUGUGAAACUCAGCCUGGAUGUUCACUCAUUUGGCAAAUUCAUUUUUUAUCCCUACGGCUAUGCGAAAAACACCGUCCCACCCACCGUAGGAACUCUGCGUUCGGUGGCUCUGAGGGCCGCCAACCAGAUCGGCAGAUACCGCGGCACCCGCUACACCACCGGAACCUCGGCCUCCAUAUUGUACGAGGCCUCCGGCAGUUUGGACGACUUUGCCUAUGGCAACCUGGGAAUUCCACUGUCCUACACGCUCGAGCUGCCCGGUGAUGAGUUCCACGUGCCCGCCCACGACAUCAUCCACGUCUGCAAGGAGACAUUCGCCGGCUUCAUCGAGUUCAUCCGGCAUGUCAGCCUCUACUAGUAAACUUUCCUAAACUUUUUAAGCAACUGAAUUUAUUGUUUGUUAAAAUUAAAAUAAUUAGUGACCUCGUUGUUAAGCAUUAAAGUGAAGAAUUUUGAACAAAAAAUGUUCA